Saccoglossus kowalevskii is the source of this 995-nucleotide messenger RNA. Its product is annotated as peroxisomal carnitine O-octanoyltransferase-like. Gene Ontology annotation, molecular function: carnitine O-octanoyltransferase activity. Gene Ontology annotation, cellular component: peroxisome. The record is from RefSeq and is a predicted model, not a curated record. Lineage: Eukaryota; Metazoa; Hemichordata; Enteropneusta; Harrimaniidae.
AUGGCGUAUGGAAGGUAUGGUGGUUCAACAGAUGUGAGCAAAUUUCCAAAUCCGCAAGAGCUAAAUUUUAUUGUGGAUGAUCAUAUAACAGAAACUAUACAUAAAGCUGUUGAACAGUUCCGGGAGGAGUCUGGAAAUAUUGAGCUGUCUAUAAACAAAAUAAGCUUUGAUCGCGAAUUUCUGAGAUCCAAGAAAGUUCACCCAGAUGCCUUUUUGCAAUUAGCAUUGCAAUAUACUUACUACAAGAUGUACAGAAGACCUGCCCCAACAUAUGAGACAGCUACAACUCGCCAGUUUUAUCAUAGCAGAACGGAAACAGUGAGGACAUGUUCUGUGGAGGCAAUACAAUGGUGUCAGUAUAUGACGGGUGAAAACAUUGAACCAUCUAAAACUUUAAACUUGUUUCUCACGGCGAUUAAUAAGCAUGUGCAGUUGAUGGGUGAAUGUAAACGCAACGAGGGCUGUGAUCGACAUUUUUAUGGAUUAGAAAUAAUUGCAGCAGAGAAUGGAAUACCGCUUCCAGAAUUAUAUAAAGACCCUUCGUAUAUGAAAAGCGGUGGAGAUGGAAAUUACAUUCUAUCGACUUCUAUGUCUGGAUAUUCAUCAGUGUUAGCUUUCAUGCCACCGAUGUGCGAAAACGGAUAUGGUGUUUUCUACUCCUUCCCCCAGAACGAGCUAACACUGUUUGUGUCGUCCUGGAAGAAAGACAAGGCGACCGACUGUGUACUUUACAGGGAAAAUUUAGAAAAAACUAUUAAUGAAAUGCUGACGAUACUCACCAAUUCCACCUUUGAUGGAUACUGUCUGAUGUAUAAAAGUCACAAGUGACACCAACCGAGAAAAAAUCAAUUGUGAUUGAUGCACAACUUAUAUCAACUUAGAUUUCACAAGAACAUACUUGAUUGUUUGCCCUAGUUUAGCUACCAUGAACACAUAUAAUUAGGGAUGAACGAAAAAGUAACACGCCAACAAAUAAAUAAAAAUUUAUAAACAUU